Molecule: messenger RNA, 3250 nt
Organism: Leptonychotes weddellii (Weddell seal)
Lineage: Eukaryota; Metazoa; Chordata; Mammalia; Carnivora; Phocidae
Source: RefSeq, a predicted model, not a curated record
GGGACGAUAGGCACAUGCGCAAGAGUGCGUCCUCGCCCCCGCCCCCUCUUCCGCGCGGACCCUACCCGUCCCGGCUCUGUCACCUCACAGUAGUCGUUGCCGGUGGCGGGUGCGGAGCCGCGUGCAGCUCAGGGCCGCCUUUCCCCCGCCCCUCAGGCCGGGCCUGGGCUCGGUCCCCCCGCUCCCUCCGUUCCCCACCCCCGUCGGGUACGGGAAGGUCCAAGCCGCUGCCGGGUGCCUGAGGGACUUCGUGGCAGCCGCCGCCACGGGUCCCGAUGGAGCCGCCGAAUCUCUAUCCGGUGAAGCUCUACGUGUACGACCUGUCCAAGGGCCUGGCCCGGCGGCUCAGCCCCAUCAUGCUGGGGAAACAACUGGAAGGCAUCUGGCACACCUCCAUAGUUGUGCACAAGGAUGAGUUCUACUUCGGCAGUAGCGGUAUCUCCAGCUGUCCCCCAGUGAGUGGCUUCCCCCACACCCUUCCCCAGUCUCAGGGAGGGACAUUGCUUGGGCCCCCAGACUCUGUGGUUGAUGUGGGGAGCACAGAAGUCACAGAAGAACUCUUUCAGGAGUACCUGUCCUCCCUGGGGGAGUCUCUGUUCCGGAGAGAGGCCUACAACGUCUUUGAAAACAACUGUAACACCUUUACCAACGAAGUGGCACAGUUCCUGACCGGAAGGAAGAUCCCUUCUUACAUCACUGACCUUCCCUCUGAAAUUCUAUCCACGCCCUUCGGACAGGCCCUGCGGCCCUUCCUGGACCCCGUCCAGAUCCAGCCUCCUGGAGGGAGCCCCGUGGGCCGACCCAACGGCCAGAGCUAACAGGACUGCAUGGGACCGCCCUGCCUCACAGGGGCUUUUCCUUUUUAAACAAAACAAACCCUACCAGAUUUCUAUUUUAUAAUUUUACAUCAGAUCUAACAACCAGGGGAUGGCUUUUUAAAUUUCCCAGGGAAGGAGAUCAUCAGGCUGCAUGUAGGACAAUGCUGCUAAGAAACAGAACAAAAUGCCAUCCCUUCUAAUAGUAUUAUACUAAUUUAUUAAGGCUGUCUUGUCUGUGAGUUCACUUUUGACGCUGCUUCCUGAGCGUCCUCCACACUGGAGAAAGGGAGGGGGUUUGUUUAAGCAGAAGGCAAGAGGCACAGCUUGGGGGAGCCCUGACCUAGCACCUCUUUCCAGAGAACGCCCGUGCUCUACCCAGGUUGUCACCACCUGUGGGACCCGGGUGAGUUUUACGACAUCCGUGGAACAGCAGUUGCAACAUUCCGGAAGCAGUUACUCCCUGGUUUUUAAAAGAACCAAAGGACUUGGUGCACCUGGGACCAGCUUCAGGAGGACUAAUCCAACCUAAGUGAAUUCUGUAGCCGCAACCUCUCACCUUCCCUCCCUACCCCAAGCAAGGCCAUGGGGCCAGGCCUGGAGCAACCAGAAGCCUCAGGAUCAAGAGAGAGUGACAGCAAGUGUCAGGCCAGAGAGUACAGGAUAAAGCCAUUCUUCCUUCCGCCUACUGAUUGCCAAUCCUCUGACAUCAGUUUUGGAGAACCUGCCUUGCUGCCUGUGGGCUGCUCUUCCUCAGCAGCCUGACCUUCCUCCUGACCUGUCAUAGUUGAUGAAGAUUUGGGCUGGAGCGGCAGAGACCCAGGCCUUUUGUCUGCAAGUAAUAAUGUAGGUUUUUAUCAGUCACUGUACCCCCCCCACCCCCCAAACCAGUAUGCAAUAUUCAGCUAGGGACCAAGGGGAAGGGAUUCCCUGCUCUGGGAAAAUAUCCCUGAUGUAGAAAUAAUAAUAAUGCAGAAUCAAGGUGGCAAGAAAAUUUGGAGUUGUUUCCAAUAGAGAUUUUUUUACAUUAUCCUCAAUGUGUUUUGAAGGCACAUGUUAUUUCCGUUGUCGUUCUGACUUUAAGGAUGCAUUGUUGAGAGCCUGCCUGGGCAUUUUCCUAAUGAGCUGCUGCUGGAGCUUAUAGGGAGGAACAAUCCAGACCUUUCUUCUCUGGAGAGGCUCUCAGAUUCCUUUUCUUCACAUGCCUCCCUUAAGUUAGUUUUUGGGGAGUGAGUGUGGUGAAGGGACUUAGAACUGCCGGGUCCCUGAGUCCCAGCCCUGGCAUCUGUAGGCCCCUCCUGCCACAGCUCCUGCCACUUCUCAGACUUGAAUUACGUUCUCUUUCCGGGGUCUGGCCCGUAGCAGGUGCCUUUGCUUUCCAAAAAGCUGCUGCUCACCUCUGGCCUCAUCUCCUCCUGUCUCUGCCAUUCGUCACAGCAGUUGGCACCAUCGCGGUCUCAGCUAGAUGAAAAGACGGUUUUCUGCCUUAGUGUUGGCCUGUGACCUGACCAGGGGCACCUCCACAGUGACCAGCUGUGAUGUCAAAGGACAUUUUGGAGAGCAGAAACCAGCAGAGACUGUUAUUUAAUGUGGUGGAUCUACUGGCGGAAUUGGGCUCAUGGAGAAUAGGUUUCAGGCUGGAUUUCUCCCAGGAGGGCAGCUCGUUGGCGGAGGCCUUCGCCCCGCCUUCCACCCAGUUUCUCUCCUUUUCCGCUUGCCUCGCCUAGCCCUCUCUUCCAGGCUCCUGCUCCAGACCUCUCCUCCCAGAACUCUCAGCUCUAUCCAGAAGGCACUGGGCAUCACAGGCUCCUCCCCGCCUUCUCCCCCAUAUCCAGGCUCAGCUGGCUUCACUCCUAAUAGCAGUCUCUCCAGACCCAGGAGAAGUUAGCCAAAGUAGCUACCCUGAGAGACUGAGUCACUGGGUUCAUCGAAAGCCCCCCUCCAUGCCAGCAGCCAUCUGUGCCAAUGCCUGUGCCCUAGGGAUUGUGGGGGGAGAUGGAGGGAUCGCCCAGCUGUCUCGUCAGAGCUCUCCAGGAAGGCACACUCUUUCUCCCCAUCCCAGGCCCACCGUCACUCAUUUGGGAAGCUUGGGCUCAGGCUACGACCCCCAACCCCAUCCUGACAUUUCUCGGUCAAGAGCAGAACCCCAGGAGCCUGCUCAUUGUGACCAGCUAGCUCCACACAGGUGUGCGAGGUGAGCAGAGUGGGAAAUGAGCCAUGUGUGUAAUCGUAUCCUACCGUGGACACCUCCAUGGAGGUCCGUUGGCUUAAAGGGACAGGGAAGGAGGAGGGAUGAGACCAUCACCCCCUCUCCAAAACAAAGCUGUACCUUUGAGAUUCCUUUGUGCCCUUGAAGUCAAACUGUCUAGUACGGAGGUGUUUGCUGGUGUUCUUUGGUGUUUUUUCUAACGCAAUAAACUCAUUUCUGCCUGCUG